Molecule: messenger RNA, 1143 nt
Organism: Notodromas monacha
Lineage: Eukaryota; Metazoa; Arthropoda; Ostracoda; Podocopida; Cyprididae
Source: the annotation of a GenBank genome assembly
AUGAAAGAACAAGCUGCAGUGUUUUAUUGUCAAGCCAUGUUCGCGUUUGAAAUGCAUAAAUCAUUGAAACGUAUGGAAUCGAAUGGACAAGAUUCUGGGUUCUUGUCUGGUCUCAUACCUGAAAGUGUGCAUGGAAAGUGUUCAGAUUCAAUAAUUGAUCAAGAAUUGUUGGAAGAGGCGUUUGGACUGGAUGAAUCUGGGGACUCUGCUCUUCAUGAUGCAAUAAGAAAGGGUGACUUGGAGACUGUCUACAGCCUGGUGAAUCUCGCCCCAAACGGGAAAUACCUGAGCAUCUUGAACAAGCAUCGAAGAUCCCCUUUACACGUUGCCGUUCUCCGCAAGCAACCCUGGGCCGUCCGCCGCCUAGUAAUCGCUGGGGCGCUGGUCGGUGCCCGCGAUCGCCGCGGCAACACUCCUCUACACCUCGCCUGUGCGCUGGGCGAACGGACGUCCUUGGACUGCCUCACCACUCCCGUGUCGGACGAAGAGUCGCGACUGUGUUCCACACGCGCGCCGCCAUGUUUAUCAUCGUCGGCGGGCGCGGCGCUGAUCACAGAGCGGAAUGACGACGGCUUGACUCCGCUGCACCUGGCGGCCAUUGGCGGCUUCACCGAUUCAGUCGCGCGUCUCGUCUCGUUGGGUGCGGACGUGGACGAAGUGGAUGGAUUGAGUGGACGGAGUGCGUUGCACUUGUGCGCAGCUAAGGGCGAUUCGAUGAUGUGCAUGGCCCUCAUGGAGUUGGGUGCGGAUUUGAGGCUAGUCUCGUGGGAUGAGUCGAGUGCGGCAGAUGUCGCUCUAUGCAAUGGAUUCCGUGACUUGGCCGAGCUUCUGUGUGUCGUCGACUGCGAUGAAUCGUUUUCGGCAUCACCUGUGAUGUAGUUUCCGACACCCGUGCUUCUGUAAACUCUGGGCAGGUGUCGCUUGAAUCCGGGAGUUGACGCCGUGAAGAAGACGACAUCUAUCCAAUGGGAAAGUGAAAUACGACACAUGCUAGGGGUUUGUCGCAGAAGAUGAAUGUUACCACCGAUUUGAUUGAUCCGAUUGCUGGAAAAAUUUUGCGUGUACAUUCGUGACUUGUGCGUUUUGUAUUCAUUCGAAAUGAAUGCUCUCGAUUUCUCUUAUAAAGGUCUGAAAUCUGAUGUA